ACAGCUGUGUUUUGUCUUUGUACGAAAAUUGUAAUGUUUCUUUUACAUCUCCAGCUUAAUAAGAAUAAAAUUUAACAAUGACACGGCCGUUUGGUACCAAUGACAAACGUUUUUCAAUCGACGACGCAUUCGAAGAGGAGACAGACGAAGCCAUCAAAGUUUACGGCGCAACUGGUGAUAGAUCCCCAUUACAGAAUAAAUUAAAGAAUGGAACGGAUUAUUUGGCCAGCAAAACUUAUAAGUGUACUGAAGACACAACAUCUAGAGAUUCUGAUUCCCUCAUACAUGAGUAUGUGGAAGCUGCUCAAUCCACGUACUGCUGGAAUCAUCCCAAAGUCAGGGAGAACUGGAAAACAGUGUGUGCAGCUGUCAUACUCCUUCUUGUAGGAGUAGGACUCCUUGGCAUGGGUGCUUACGCAGUAGCUGAACCUGAGAAUGGGCUACAAGGUGCAGUUUUCUUUGUGGCAGGUAUGAUAUGUUUUGUCCCAGGAGCAUAUCAUGUAGUCUACAUCUGGCUGGCAGCUAGAGGUCAGAGAGGGUAUGACUUCUACCACCUACCUUUGUUCACCUGAUUUGUUUACUUAAUUAGUCAAUUUAAGGUUUUCUUGUAAGCAAUGGAGAUGUAGAAUUAAAGUGAAAAUUAUUGAGGAGUAUGAAUAUCAGUCUGAUUGGGUGCUGACAGGUAUGCUCUCUAAAUAUUAAAAUGUAAAAUAGAAAAUUAAAAAAGUGUAUAGGCAAAACACAGCAUUAAAUUAUUAAAAAAUAAAAUGAAUUUCAAAAAUAAUGAAAUGUAAAGUUGACAAUACAGUAAA
Hyposmocoma kahamanoa is the source of this 812-nucleotide messenger RNA. RefSeq names its product transmembrane protein 134. The transcript has 2 exons. NCBI's taxonomy places the organism in Eukaryota, Metazoa, Arthropoda, Insecta, Lepidoptera, Cosmopterigidae. Bases 78 to 572 code for a protein of 164 amino acids. The record is from RefSeq and is a predicted model, not a curated record.